AACUCCCAAACCCUCGCACUUUCGGUCCUGCCCCUUCCUCUCGGCUCUCCCUCCGGCGAAGCCACCAUGCUCGCCGCCUCUCCAUCCCUCCGCCGCCUCUCCUCUUCCUCCUCCGUCCGUUCCCUCCGUCGCGUCCUCCAGCACCCUUCAACACCCCCGCCCGCGGCUCCGCCUCCUCUCCCGCCGCUCCGGACCCUUACCCGCGCCCUCCUCCCGCACCUCGCCGCCGCCCACCGGUUCUCCACCGCAUCCUUCUCUUCCUCCGCCCCUUCCCGCCUAGGCGAAUGCGGCGGCGCGCGGGGAGCCCCGGAGAUUCCCGAGGAGGUGGAGGUGGAGGAUGAGGCGGGGGCGCUGGUGCGGCAUGACACGGACGCGUACGCUGCGGUGGAGCUGGCUCUGGACUCGGUGGUGAAGGUAUUCACGGUGUCCAGCAGUCCCAACUACUUCUUGCCGUGGCAGAACAAGGCGCAGCGGGAAAGCAUGGGCUCCGGAUUUGUAAUUCCUGGAAGAAGGAUCGUGACGAAUGCUCAUGUUGUUGCUGAUCAUACUUUUGUUCUUGUGAGGAAGCAUGGUUCGCCUACUAAAUACAAGGCAGAGGUCCUGGCUAUUGGUCAUGAAUGUGACUUGGCUCUGUUGACUGUUGAGAGCGAGGAGUUUUGGGAUGGGGUGAACAGUUUGGAGCUUGGAGACAUUCCCUUUUUGCAAGAAGCCGUUGCGGUGGUUGGCUACCCUCAAGGUGGAGAUAAUAUUUCUGUCACCAAGGGGGUUGUCUCUAGAGUUGAACCAACACAAUAUGCCCAUGGUGCUACACAACUUAUGGCUAUACAAAUAGAUGCGGCAAUCAAUCCAGGAAACAGUGGAGGGCCUGCAAUUAUGGGUGAUAAAGUAGCCGGAGUUGCUUUCCAGAAUUUGUCAGGGGCAGAAAACAUUGGUUAUAUCAUACCAGUGCCUGUGAUUAAACGUUUCAUUUCUGGAGUAGAAGAGAGUGGUAAAUAUUCUGGGUUUUGUACUCUCGGAGUAUCUUGCCAGGCUACCGAAAAUAUUCAAUUAAGAGAGUGCUUUGGGAUGCAGCCUGACAUGACUGGAGUUUUAGUUAGUAGAAUAAAUCCUCUUUCUGAUGCUUACAAGAUUUUGAAGAAAGAUGAUAUCCUUCUUGAGUUUGAUGGUGUACCUAUAGCAAAUGAUGGGACAGUUCCAUUCCGGAAUAGAGAGAGGAUAACCUUUGAUCAUCUGGUGUCCAUGAAGAAGCCUGGAGAAACUGCUGUUCUCAAAGUAUUAAGAGAUGGCAAAGAGCAAGAAUUGAGCGUCAUACUUAGGCCUUUGCAGCCUUUAGUUCCAGUCCAUCAAUUCGAUAAACUACCAAGCUACUACAUAUUUGCUGGUUUUGUAUUUAUCCCUCUUACCCAGCCUUAUCUCCAUGAAUUUGGAGAAGACUGGUAUAAUGCCUCACCACGCCGAUUAUGUGAACGGGCACUAAGAGAACUUCCCAAGAAGGCUGGUGAACAGCUAGUUAUCUUAUCUCAGGUUCUCAUGGAUGAUAUCAAUGUCGGUUACGAAAGGCUUGCUGAACUGCAGGUAAAGAAGGUUAAUGGUGUGGAGGUUGAAAACCUGAAGCACUUGUGCAGCCUUGUGGAAGGCUGCACUGAAGAAAACUUGAGAUUCGAUUUGGAUGAUGAAAGAGUCAUCAUCCUGAAGUACCAGAAUGCAAGGCUCGCCACAUCCCGAGUCCUCAAGCGGCAUAGGAUACCGUCGGCCAUGUCCAGCGACCUUGUCGAAGAGCAAGCGACUAAUGGUGAGGUUGAGGCAUCAUGCACCAGCUAAUGCGGGGAUCUUUUGUAGACCUAAUUGGGGAGUUCCCUGCUGAAGCACAGUUCCGAGGAGCUCACUUUUCCUGGAGUUGCACCAUGGCUUCGGUUGCUCCUUGCUGGGCCGCUUCAGUUUUGACAAAAGGAGGGUCAUCAGAGAAUAAGAUUAUGAGCGCUGGAGCUUUUCACCCUGAUAUGUAAAAUUAACGUAACCAUUCUUUUCCAAAGCAUUCAUUUUUGCCAAGGAGCGUUGGUGUAGCGGCCCCAAUGUUGAGUUCAGAUCAUGUAUCGUGUGUAUCAUGAGGAAGCACAGCACAGAAAAAGAAAAUGAGUUGUAGUUCAGUGUUUCUUUGCAAA
Messenger RNA from Panicum hallii, 2162 nucleotides. Its product is annotated as protease Do-like 10, mitochondrial. Bases 67 to 1821 code for a protein of 584 amino acids. NCBI's taxonomy places the organism in Eukaryota, Viridiplantae, Streptophyta, Magnoliopsida, Poales, Poaceae. The record is from RefSeq and is a predicted model, not a curated record. The transcript is spliced from 8 exons. Gene Ontology annotation, molecular function: serine-type endopeptidase activity; protein binding. Gene Ontology annotation, biological process: proteolysis.